AUGGCAUCCACUUCACAGCAGUCUCAGGAACAAGACCUAGUUGAUGACUCCAAAAAAGUUAAAGUUACCAUUUUGGCUUCAGAAUGGGGGUCAAGCAAUGGAGGAAUUGGCACGUUAAGCAAAGAGUUGGCCGUACAGCUUGCCAAAUUUCCUGAGUCGGAAAUUACUACCUUUUUAGUAAGAUGCAGUGAAGAGGAUGAGAAGGAAGCCCUCAGGAACAACGUUAAAAUUGUUAAGGCGACAAGGUGUCCUGGCUUUGAUGAAUCAGUAUGGCUUAACUACCCUCCAGAACAUUUGGAGAUGGAUGUUGUCGUUGGUUAUGGUGUGGAACUCGGCCGCCAUGCACAAAUCAUUAAAAAGUCCAAAAAUUGCAAGUGGGUUCAAGUGGUACACACCGAUCCCGAGGAAACAGAAAUGUUCAAGUCCUACUGCAACCAAACGGUGGAAGGUAAAGGAAAUCACAACGUCGAAGUGGAACUAUGCGAAAUGGCGGAUUUGGUUGUGGGGGUUGGACCCAAGUUGUGCGAGGCUUUUAGGUCAUAUCUCCGCAGCUGUCAGAAAGAUCACAAUGUCGUCGAAUUCACCCCAGGCGUUUUUCAUGAAUUUGCAACUGUAAAACAAAGUCCGAAUGAGAGGAAACAUUGCAAAGUCUUGGUGUUUGGUUGUGGAGAUGAAGACGACUUUUCUUUGAAAGGUUGUGACAUCGCAGGAAAAGCUGUCGCUUUACUGCCAGAGACUCGUCAGGUGUUUGCUGGGGUGCCAGAUGUUAUGCGCAACAAAAUUGCACAAAAGUUGAAAGGAUGUGGUGUCUCUGCCAGAUUCGUAAAUGUAAGAGGCUGUGUCCAAAACCGGGGAGAUUUGAAACGCUUGUUUCUGGAGGUCGACAUUUUGCUUUUGCCUUCAAGAGCUGAGGGCUUUGGGUUGACAGGUCUUGAGGCCCUGUCAGCUGGUCUGCCUUUGCUGGUCAGCAAGAACUCUGGUUUCGGAGAAGCCCUGAGUGAGGUACCAUUUGGAUCGUCAUUUGUGGUUGACUCUGAGGAUCCCCAGGUUUGGGCUGCAGCCAUUGAAAAUCUAUGGAAAAAGGACAGACAAGUUCGUCUUCAGGAGGCUAAAGUGUUGCGAAUGCGCUACAAGGAGAAACACAGCUGGACAGAACAAACCAGAAAUCUUCUGGAUAAGAUGAUCAGCAUGGCUCACGGUAUCAAUUUUAAAUUACUUUUAUGAAAAUUGUCUUGGAGAAGGGCCGCAAAUAAAAAGGAAACUUCAAUGAUAUUCGAAUCCACACCCCCACAGUGUUCUCUCUGGGAUUUUAGGAAGGCCAGGGGUAUUAACCCGUGCAAAGCCCCGAGACGGUCUGGGUAGGGAUGCUAGGGGGUAUUCUGAUUGUGAUAUUCAACAGUGUUUGUAUGAAACCUGCUCUCUAGCCUGAGUAAAAAUUAAUAAAGACUUUGAAACUUACUCGUGCUGGAUCAAAACCUGAUUUUUGCUGUAUGGAAUAACCGAUAUGAGGAGAUUUCCACCACUUUUUCUCGUUUUUUUUUUUACCACUAAAUUUUCUUUGACAAGCUUUUUGUUGUCGUUCCGUGCAUCUUUGCAUGGUUGACCGAGUUCUCGAUUUCUUUAAAACAACACCUUAAAAUUAAGAAUAUCUGAAACAACAUAUGCAGUUAUAAGGGUUUCGAGAUUUUUUCACAAAUCUACUAGUCAAACCAGUAUUUAAGUAGAACUUUUCGUUUAAGACACAAUGUCCGCACAGGGGGGUAAUCAUUGCAGUAAACUUUUGCGCACAUGCACAUGUACACUAUUUGGUAAAUGUCAACGAUAUACAACCAUAACAUUCCAAUCUGGUGAUUUUUGUUUUUAAUCACGUUGCCUUUUCAGAGAACAUAACAUUCUUUUUUUCUUUCACAUUAGAUACAACGGAUAGUGCUACCUAUGUGCAGAAACCAGCUGUUGACAAGAAGUGUAGGGCGCACAGUCUGGAAGACUCCCGGAGUUUUGUAGAGGGAACUUUGAGAUCUCUGAACUCACAUCAAGGCAAAGUGCAGCACCAGUUGACACAAAUGGAAGCUGAAAAAAAAAGUUCUGCUACCCCUUGCAUUACUUAUGGUAAUAAAAACAUUAAUCUAUUGACUGUUUUAUAUUGAAGUAUCGAUUGGACUUCAACACGAACAAAGUCGCAGAACAGAUCCAGACAAACGCAGUGUUUAAUGUGUAGAAUUAAACAAUCGACUAUGUCUUUAAUUCCUACUGGAUAUUUUAAAUCUGCCACGCCCAGGCCUAGACACAAAUAGCCAGAUAUUUUUUGGAUAUUUAAAGGAUUUUUAGAGAGUCUCAUAAUAUUUAGAAAAAAUGUAACACUUAGAAUUUUGUUAAGGAAACAUUUUAGACUUUCUCUCAGCUAAUUCUUUCAUGGAUACGAACAGUGAAGGCCUUCAAGGGGAUCUGUCGGGAAUUUUUGCCAUAAGUUUGUUUAAAUGACCAAAAAAUACUUUUCCAUAUACACAGAAGAAAACGGGUUUUUUUAGAAAACAUGUCCGAGACAACGUCAAAACUUGAAAUCAUGUUCCCACAAAUUUUUCGCUUUUUAUGGUUUUUAGCACAUGAAUUGUUUAAUUGUAUACAUAAAUUUAUUUUCUACUGAGCUGUAACACUCCUUUAUGUUGCCAUGUUUCGUAAAUCCUCGCGUUAUUACGUCUUUUAUUUCUCUUUUCAGGAUCGGCGUCUUGCAUUAUGCGUUAUUUGCAGGGGUCUUUUUUUCAACCAUGUUUUUUCUCAGGCAAAUUGAGAAAGAAAGCUACUUCAGUGCUAAUUAGGGCGUGGGCAGUACAGUGACAGCCCCCCAUAUUGGCCGGCAGUAAUCAGAUUAAGCAGCAUUCUCCAUUUAUUAUAAUAUAUGCCAUUUGGCUUAUGUUAGCUUUAGCCUGUUCAACAAAAUGGCGGAUGAUAAAAGGGCUCAUGCAGUGAUUACAGUUCCAGAUAACGGACCUGGGGCUCGUUUCUCGAAAGUCGUGGUAACUUUUCGGGCCCGAAAUCAAAUUUUCAAAUCGAAAUAUAAAGAAUAAAAGCGACGGUCCUGGCUAGCCUUUUGUUUCAUUAACUGAUAGUUUUAUCAUGUUAGAUGCAAAACUAUUGAAACCUCAAUCUUUAAUGUUAACGGAGACAGCUUACCGGGCACGUUAAUUAUCGGGACUUUCGAGAAACGGGCCCCUGAACCUCAAUCUGAGUCGCGCUGUCACGCCAUUUUAAAAGACAGGCUACCUUUUGAGUUUAAUACUAAUGUUUAUGAAAACAAAGCAGAUAUACAGGGGAGAUUUUGAAUGUUUUCGAGUUAUUGAGAGAAAAAUUAGAAAUUAAAAAAACAUUGGGAAUUUACGGAAACAUAUUCAGGCAAUUUGUUCGGGAUAUUUGUGUCUAGGUCUAGCCACGUCCUUUUUCAUUACAUUUACCACCAUUUCCUGUUGUACUGCUGUGUUUAGGUAUGAAAAAGCUUAAACAAAACUAAACAGGAGAAAAGGUUCCUCUUUAACUAUUUGCGGGCAGAGAUGGAAAAAUGAUGUGUAUGAAAUUAAGUAUAGUGUGUGUGAGUGUAUCACCAGCUAAUCAAUUCUUUUUUAAUGCAGAGAUUGCAAACUGUGAAAGAGACAUCAAGUUUUUUGCCGAACGCCAGGAUAAAGAUACUAGGCAGUGGCUGUUUCAGGAUUUUGAGGACUGGUUCAGUAAUCCGCGAGAAAACUCCAAAGCCUAUGUUCUUCUUGGUGAUGCAGGAGUCGGCAAAAGUGUUAUGGCAGGAGCUCUAGCAAAGCGUACGAGGGAAGCGGGGAAUUUAGGGGCAGCUUAUUUUUGCCGUCAUAAUGACCGUACUAGAAAUGAUCCCAGAAAUCUUCUUGGGACCAUAGCUUUUCAACUCUGUGAUUGCAUCAGUGAGUACAAUCAUAUAAUGGGGGGGAAGGAUGGGGUAAGAAUAAUGUUAGCUAAUUCUAAUUUAGGGGUUCUGGAACUAUGUACGAAAUUAUUAGAAGAGCCACUAGGUAAGUGCCGCCAAAUUUUACAGCGUAAAUUAGUAAUCAUUGAUGCUCUGGACGAGACCAAUUAUAAGUCCAGGGAUGAUUUUCUUCGUCUUAUAACAGAGCGUUUCCCCCGGCUGCCCCAAGGGCUUUAUUUUUUUAUCACCAGUCGCCCUGAAGACACGGUGCAAAGCGGAUUGGAGGGGUACAACCCUUGUGUUAGAAUUUUUACAGGGAACAGUGGGCAGAACAGCUUCUAUCAGCUGCAUGAACAGGAUAUUCAGCGGUUUUUAGAAAAGCGAGUAGACUUCUCUAAUCAUCCAUUCUCGGCGGAAGAUGCUCAGAAGAUGUGUAAUGGGCUGUUCCUAUAUGCGCACUACAUUUCGCAAUUACUUAACGAUCCAGUCUUCACACUUAGAGCGGUUUCCUUCGUGCGACCUUGGAAAGUUUUUUAG
This is a messenger RNA of Porites evermanni, 4462 nucleotides long. NCBI's taxonomy places the organism in Eukaryota, Metazoa, Cnidaria, Anthozoa, Scleractinia, Poritidae. The record is from the annotation of a GenBank genome assembly.